This is a messenger RNA of Odocoileus virginianus texanus, 7699 nucleotides long. NCBI's taxonomy places the organism in Eukaryota, Metazoa, Chordata, Mammalia, Artiodactyla, Cervidae. The record is from RefSeq and is a predicted model, not a curated record.
AGCAGGCACAAAGGUCGUUGCCUUGACUAAUGUGAAGAGACUGAACCGCUAGCAGAGACUUUUCUCCUUGGCAGCCAACAACCUGCAGCCGGGAAGGCGGGCGGGGGAGGAAACCCCGAGGAGGCGCUCCCGGCCGCCUCUUUGCUGAGGUAGCAGGAGCGGCAGCCUGCGGAGCCACGGGCGCAGCGUCACCCAGCCGGUGCGGGUGCGGGGCGCUCCGGAAGGCGCAGAGGCCCGGAGGCGCUGGUGCGGCGGAGUCGCCCGCGCUGCAGGACGCCGCGCCGGGGCCGCCGGAGCGCCACGGGCCGGUCGAGCUGCAGGACGAGCCGGCGGCCGCGCGCUGCCCGGCGGCGCCGUGCCUCGAGCACCUGCUUGGAGCCCAACGGGCGAUUGAAAGAACCCGGAGAGCUCGGCCAGUCUUCCUGUUCUUGACAAAAAACAGCCAGAGCCGGGAGAAGGCGACCAUUUCAGUACUCCGCCGGACUGGGAAUUUGCUUCUCACAAUUUGGGAGAGCCCGAAUAGAGGUCAGAGGGGCAGGCGAGGAUCCCGAAAAGGAGCCGAGGGCUGUGGAAGUGGUCACCCCCUCCCCUAUUGCAGGAAAAUCUCCUUGACAUGUUUUAGCACUUUGAGGCUGCUGCAGCUGGUGUCGUCGGAAAAGGGGGUGGGAAAAAUAAGAGAGGGGGCGGGGAGAGAAGGGAGACACAGCCAAGAGCCAGGAGCAGCGCCUCCUCGCCUGCCAAUCCAGGCACCUGUGCACCGAGCCACUGCACCGAGGAGGACCCCACUCCGGGAGAACCCCGGGCUUCAAGCCACGGACAGUCAGCCCCUGGGCAGCGAGUUCUCACCGGAGGGACCUGCAACCGCCCACUCCACCGUCGCCUGCAGCCGCGGGAGCGCACGGCCCCUCCAAACCGCCCGCUGCUUCCCGGGUCCCCGGGGAUCCUCGCCUAGGAGAGGCGCGGCAGCGGACACGGGGUGUUACGGAGUUGGGUGCAAGAUUCGCCUUUUCGGCUCGUCUCUUCUCCUCCGGGGAUUUAUUGUCUGUGGAGCCUUCUGGGGUGGGGAGGGAGCUGCGCCUCCGCCACCGCCGCUGCCGCCUCUGCUGCUGCGGUCGCUUGCGCGGCGCGCAAGGCAGCGGAAGCUGGGGAGUGGAUGCGCUCCUGCCUCCCCCGCCGGCGCUUCGGGCUUCCCCUCGGCCGCUUCCCGCGGAAACCUCUCCAGCUGUCCACCUGAAGGGCACCAGCAUCAUGGUCUAACGUGGCAGCUGCUUGGAAUCCCCUCUUUCUCCUUCUCUUCUCCUGCUUCACCCCUCCUCUCCUCCGAGGACCUCGUGCCCACUCCACUGCGGACCCCCGGACACUUUAAGGAAUAACCCUCGGCAGCUGCACGAUUCACUUUCUCCGGAACCUCAUGGGCAGUUUCUCCCGCCGGCGAUGAUGGAGAACUUAAUACGGGGACGGAAUCCCCCACAAUAUCAGAGAAGUCCUUGUAAAGAAGUUCGUGCAGCACUUCGGAAGAGGCCUGAAGAGGAGUGAGCCCGCUACAUGAAAAAAAUGCAAGUCAAAGUGGUCACAACCUAGAAGUCUGCAGAGACAGGAAUAACUAGCAAUGCAGUGCCUGGAGAUGACCACCAAGCGGAAAAUCAUUGGCCGUCUGGUGCCGUGCCGAUGUUUCCGAGGUGAAGAAGAAAUCAUCUCAGUUUUGGAUUACUCCCACUGCAGCCUUCAGCAGGUGCCAAAGGAGGUUUUUAACUUUGAACGGACAUUGGAGGAGCUUUACCUAGAUGCCAAUCAAAUUGAAGAGCUACCAAAGCAAUUGUUCAACUGUCAAGCUCUAAAAAAGCUAAGUAUUCCUGACAAUGACCUUUCAAAUCUGCCAACCACUAUCGCUAGUUUAGUAAACCUUAAAGAACUCGACAUCAGUAAAAAUGGUGUACAAGAAUUUCCAGAAAACAUAAAGUGCUGUAAGUGUUUAACAAUUAUUGAAGCCAGUGUCAAUCCCAUUUCUAAACUCCCUGACGGCUUCACGCAGCUUCUGAAUCUGACCCAGCUCUACCUGAAUGAUGCCUUUCUUGAAUUUCUUCCAGCCAAUUUUGGAAGACUUGCCAAAUUGCGGAUAUUGGAGUUAAGAGAAAAUCACUUGAAAACUCUACCAAAGUCAAUGCACAAACUGGCCCAGUUGGAAAGACUUGAUCUAGGCAAUAAUGAAUUCAGUGAGCUGCCUGAAGUUCUGGAUCAAAUACAAAAUCUAAGGGAGUUGUGGAUGGAUAAUAAUGCAUUGCAAGUUCUACCUGGGUCUAUAGGGAAGUUAAAGAUGUUGGUAUACCUGGAUAUGUCAAAAAACAGAAUAGAGACUGUUGACAUGGACAUUUCUGGAUGCGAAGCCCUGGAGGACCUCUUACUGUCAUCCAAUAUGUUGCAACAGUUGCCUGACUCUAUAGGGUUGUUGAAAAAGCUAACUACUCUAAAAGUAGAUGACAAUCAACUUACGAUGCUACCCAAUACAAUCGGAAAUUUAUCUUUAUUAGAAGAAUUUGACUGUAGCUGUAAUGAACUGGAGUCUCUACCUUCUACUAUUGGCUACCUUCACAGUCUUCGAACAUUAGCAGUCGACGAGAACUUCCUUCCAGAAUUGCCCAGAGAAAUUGGAAGCUGUAAGAAUGUAACGGUCAUGUCUCUACGCUCCAAUAAACUGGAAUUUCUUCCUGAAGAGAUUGGACAGAUGCAGAAACUAAGAGUCUUAAAUCUGAGUGACAACAGAUUGAAGAAUUUACCAUUCUCAUUUACCAAGCUGAAGGAGCUUGCAGCUUUGUGGCUUUCUGACAAUCAGUCCAAAGCCCUUAUCCCUUUACAAACUGAAGCCCAUCCAGAAACAAAGCAAAGAGUAUUGACUAACUACAUGUUUCCCCAGCAACCUCGUGGUGAUGAAGAUUUCCAGUCAGACAGUGACAGCUUUAACCCUACACUAUGGGAAGAACAGAGACAACAACGCAUGACUGUUGCCUUUGAAUUUGAAGAAAAAAAGGAAGAUGACGAAAAUGCUGGGAAAGUUAAGGAUCACUCCUGCCAAGCCCCCUGGGAAAGGGGCCAGCGUGGGAUUACUCUCCAACCUGCCAGACUGUCUGGCGAUUGCUGCACACCAUGGGCCAGGUGUGAUCAGCAGAUCCAAGAAAUGCCUGUCCCCCAGAAUGACCCACAGCUGGCAUGGGGUUGUAUAAGUGGCCUCCAGCAGGAAAGGAGCAUGUGUUCUCCAUUGCCAGUAGCAGCACAAUCUACCACUCUUCCCUCUCUAAGUGGCAGACAGGUUGAAAUAAACCUAAAACGAUAUCCAACUCCUUAUCCAGAGGAUUUAAAGAAUAUGGUAAAAUCUGUUCAAAAUCUGGUGGGUAAACCAAGCCAUGGAGUGCGUGUUGAGAAUUCAAAUCCAACUGCUAACACGGAGCAAACUGUGAAAGAAAAAUAUGAACACAAGUGGCCCGUAGCCCCAAAGGAGAUUACAGUGGAGGAUUCUUUUGUUCAUCCAGCUAAUGAAAUGAGGAUUGGGGAACUUCACCCUUCAUUAGCUGAGACCCCUCUGUACCCACCCAAACUUGUUCUGCUAGGGAAGGACAAAAAAGAAUCAACUGAUGAGUCUGAAGUUGACAAAACUCACUGUCUGAAUAACAGUGUUUCCUCAGGCACUUACUCAGACUACUCACCUUCCCAGGCUUCCUCAGGAUCCUCUAACACCCGGGUUAAAGUGGGGUCCUUGCAGACAACAGCUAAAGAUGCAGUACAUAAUUCUUUGUGGGGUAACAGGAUUGCACAAUCUUUCCCACAGCCUCUUGAUGCAAAGCCAUUACUCAGCCAGCGGGAGGCUGUCCCCCCAGGGAACCUACCACAGCGUCCUGACCGGCUGCCAAUGAGUGACGCAUUCACAGACAACUGGACGGAUGGCUCCCAUUAUGAUAACACGGGGUUCGUUGCCGAGGAGACCACAGGCGAGAAUGCCAACAAUAAUCCCCUCCUGAGUUCGAAAGCUAGAAGCACAUCUUCUCAUGGACGCAGGCCUUUGAUUAGGCAGGAUAGGAUUGUUGGUGUUCCCCUGGAACUUGAGCAGUCUACACACAGACACACACCAGAAACAGAAGUGCCUCCUUCCAAUCCUUGGCAGAAUUGGACCAGAACCCCUAGUCCUUUUGAAGACAGGACUGCUUUCCCUUCCAAAUUAGAGACAACCCCUACCACCAGCCCAUUGCCUGAAAGGAAAGAACACAUAAAAGAAUCUACUGAAAUACCUAGUCCUUUUUCUCCAGGAGUACCAUGGGAGUAUCACGAUUCUAACCCCAACAGGAGUCUCAGUAAUGUCUUUUCUCAAAUCCACUGCCGCCCAGACUCUUCUAAAGGUGUUAUUUCGAUUAGCAAAAGCACAGAGAGACUUUCCCCACUAAUGAAAGAUAUCAAGUCCAAUAAAUUCAAAAAGUCACAGAGUAUCGAUGAGAUUGACAUUGGUACAUACAAGGUUUAUAACAUACCAUUAGAAAACUAUGCUACUGGGAGUGACCACUUAGGAAGUCAUGAACGACCUGACAAAAUGUUGGGAUCAGAGCAUGGUAUGUCCAGUAUGUCUCGAAGCCAGUCAGUCCCAAUGCUGGAUGAUGAGAUGCUCACCUACGGAAGCGGUAAAGGGCCUCAACAACAGAAAGCGUCCAUGACCAAAAAAGUCUAUCAGUUUGACCAAAGCUUCAAUCCCCAAGGAGCAGUGGAAGUUAAAGCAGAAAAGAGGAUACCGCCCCCUUUUCAACACAAUUCUGAGUACGUGCAGCAACCCGGGAAAAACAUCGCCAAGGAUUUGGUUAGUCCUCGAGCUUACCGAGGAUACCCACCAGUGGAGCAAAUAUUUUCAUUUUCUCAGCCGUCUGUUAAUGAAGAUGCUGUGGUCAACGCCCAGUUUGCAAGUCAAGGCGCCAGGGCAGGCUUCUUGAGAAGAGCUGACUCCCUGGCGAGCUCUACAGAAAUGGCCAUGUUUAGAAGGGUCAGUGAACCUCAUGAGCUAACUCCGAGUGAUAGGUAUGGCCGACCUCCGUAUAGGGGUGGUCUGGAUCGCCAAAGCAGCGUUUCAGUGACUGAGUCCCAGUUCCUGAAAAGGAAUGGCAGGUAUGAAGAUGAACACCCUUCAUAUCAAGAAGUGAAAGCUCAGGCGGGAAGUUUUCCAGUUAAAAACCUUACCCAAAGGAGGCCAUUGUCUGCGAGAAGCUACAGUACAGAGAGUUACGGUGCCUCCCAAACCAGGCCAGUUUCAGCUAGGCCUACUAUGGCAGCUCUUUUGGAAAAAAUACCAUCUGACUAUAACUUGGGUAACUAUGGUGACAAGCCAUCAGAUAACAGUGAUAUAAAGACGAGGCCCACUCCUGUCAAGGGAGAGGAGAGCUGUGGUAAAAUGCCUGCAGACUGGAGACAACAGCUGCUUAGACAUAUAGAAGCUAGAAGGUUAGACAGGACCCCGUCCCAGCAAAGCAACAUUUUAGACAAUGGACAAGAAGAUGUAUCUCCUAGUGGCCAAUGGAAUCCUUAUCCUCUUGGGAGGCGGGAUGUACCUCCGGACACCAUUACUAAAAAGGCAGGCAGCCACAUCCAGACCUUGAUGGGCUCCCAAAGCCUUCAGCAUCGUAGUCGGGAGCAGCAGCCGUAUGAGGGAAACAUAAACAAAGUGACCAUCCAGCAAUUUCAGUCACCAUUGCCCAUUCAGAUCCCCUCUUCACAGGCCACUCGGGGACCUCAGCCUGGACGGUGCUUAAUUCAAACUAAAGGGCAGAGGAGUAUGGAUGGAUAUCCAGAGCAGUUUUGUGUGAGAAUAGAAAAGAAUCCUGGCCUUGGAUUUAGUAUCAGUGGUGGAAUUAGUGGACAAGGAAAUCCAUUUAAACCUUCUGACAAGGGUAUCUUUGUUACUAGGGUUCAACCUGAUGGACCAGCAUCCAACCUGCUACAGCCUGGUGAUAAAAUCCUUCAGGCCAAUGGACAUAGUUUUGUACAUAUGGAACACGAAAAAGCUGUAUUACUCCUGAAGAGUUUCCAGAACACAGUAGACCUAGUUAUUCAACGUGAGCUUACUGUCUAAAUAUUUUUUAUAAAUAGUGAAGAUACGUCUAGCCAGACCUAAUGUUCAAAUAAAUUUAUACAUAGAAACAAAUUUUGCCAAUUGCUGGACCAAUGGCAAACAUUAGUGCCAAAUGUAUAAUACUAUAAUGUUAGCACUGAUCAUCCUUAAAAAUGUUAACUAUAUAAAUAUGAUGUUCAUGUGGUUAUGUAUUAGUUUUAAUUGUCAGCCUCUGGCUGUGCAUUGGUGCAGUUUUGGUUUUGAUUUUGUUUUUUUUUUAAUUGAAUAAGUUUCUUCUCAAAGUGGAUUUCAUAUAAUUUCGGAGCACGGAAGCACACACAAGCUCUUUAUGAAUUCUGCUCUCCAUCAGAAACACUGCCUCAAAAUUGUAUAUGCCUUUAUAUAGAAAAUACAAAUAUAAAGAAUUGUAAUUCCCAUAAAAUAUUUCUAGCACAAAGUAUAUGUUGGCAUAUAAACAAAAAGAAUAUAGAUUAAAAAAACAAUAUUUUCAUAAAUUAAACAUCUCGGAUUGAGAAAGAAAAUAUAUCUUAAAAUAAGACUUUACUAUAUUGAAUCUUUUUCAAUAAAAAUUACAAGAUAAUGCCUUAUGAAAGUAACUGUACAUAUGGUAUAAAGUGUUUAUAUUUGGUUCCAUAUUCAUUUGCUAAAUUCUCAUAACACAGAGUGAAAUAUUUCAUCAGUUAGCCAUUUACCUCUGGGACCUGAAUAAAAGAUAGAACAACCUAAUUUGUUCAAUGCCUUUAGCUAAUUACAAUACAGACAGAGUUAAGAAAAAGACUAAAGGUCAUUGUAGAUAAAUCUUUUUCACCACAAAUGUAAGCAGUGAAAUGAUGGGUGGCAGCAAAGUGUUGCUUUAUUUCUUUCAAGUUUAUGUUGACUAUAUACUGUAGCCCUGUGAUUUCUUUACUUGUAAAUGUGGAAUUUAUUUGUGUGUUGCUUUAUCCAAUUUGCUACUUUUAAAUCAUUUUAAAUGAGUUUGGGGUAUUGAUAAAAUUUAUCAUUAAGAAAGACUAUUGUUAGAAAGUUAUGGGGGUGAUAAAAUAAACUUUGGUAUUUAAAUAUGAAACUUCAAAUAUAAUUUCUCAGAGCCAUGGUCUAUCUGUAUUACUAUUUCCAUGCCCACCUUGGAGGGCAAAGUAGAGAAAAUAUCUUUUUUCCCCCAAAAGUUGCAAAGUACAUAUAAUCUUAAAUUCUGUCUCACCGAAGAGAAAGAUAAGGAUCAUUAAUAGAGAAUUACUUAUUUUUACAUUGGAAAUGUUUUUCUUUACCAAUGAUCAAAAUUCAUUGUAUAACCCUUUAAAAAUGUUUCUUUUAUAUAUUAGUCAUUCAUUUGUUAAAUUAUUAAUUUCAAAUUCCAGAAUAAUUUCCCAGAGUUGCUUACAUGCAUUCUCUCUCAUAUUUUGACAUAGCUCUCUUUUUUAAAAUAUAUAUAAUGAAUUUACUUUACAUGCCAGUGUUCCAAGUAUCUUGUUAAGAUUUUCAUGACAGUAUCACAUAUUGAUGUCACCAAAGCUCUGAGAGUAAUAUUUGUAAGUUAACUGUUUUAUGGGGACAUUGAAAAUAUUGUAUUUUUGUAGGGUCUAUUAAAAUGAGUGUCACUUA